AUGGCACCAAACAACUCUUCGUCAUCUGCCAACCCAAAGGCAAAUGAGCAGCCCGACUUCAACAUGGUAAAUGCAAACCGUUCAUUCGGCACCGUGCAGCGCCAGAUGCCGCCCAACGAAGCCAGAAUUAUUCUCGAGACCAAGGUCAACAAUCACGCUCUACGGCAGGAGCAACUUCGCAAACAGAGAGCCAGGGCGUUCCUGGUAGCGGCCGUGGAGAGAGCGAGAGCCCGUUGCGAUGAGCAGAUGGCUCAGGUAGCGCAGAGAGACAUCGAAGCUGAGAUUCAACCCGAUGAAUUGUUCUACGGUAUGAUGGACUCGGGUCGUCUUGUCGGUACGCGGGCCGAGGAAGAGACUGCUGACAAUCAUUUGGACAGCGGCUUUACUGAGGCACAAGAGGAGGCUUUUGGAGAUGAGGCGCAGUUACAACAGGAGGAUGCAGGCGAAGGUCUAGAGGCUGGGGACGGUUCUGAUCUGUCCGAGGGGGAGUGGGAUGCGAACAGUCAGGCUUUGGCUGAGAGCUUUGCUUCACUUGAUUCAUAUGAAUUGAGCACCAACUUUCUCUGGGAUAUCCCCGAGGAAGGUCAGGAGUUUCGGGAGACGCGAGGGGAUGAAGACGAUUCCACUGCGUUUGAUGAAUGCCGUGACUUUGGUCUUCUUUCCGAGGAACAUACCGCCAAUGAAUCUAAUAACCACCUUGACGGGAUCGAAUCACGCCAGGAAGUCCAGGAGAGUCAGGAAGCCUGA
Colletotrichum phormii is the source of this 747-nucleotide messenger RNA. RefSeq lists its product as uncharacterized. The transcript has a single exon. Bases 1 to 747 code for a protein of 248 amino acids. NCBI's taxonomy places the organism in Eukaryota, Fungi, Ascomycota, Sordariomycetes, Glomerellales, Glomerellaceae. The record is from RefSeq and is a predicted model, not a curated record.